GGGAAAACACAGUCACAUGACAUAACAAAGACAGAGAGAGGACAUUAGGCUUGAUUACAGCAGGUUUCUACGUCUAUCAGAAUGGCCAACAUUGUCAGUGUAUUCAUCCUUCUUAUGAUGGCAUUUGGAGCAAGAACAUUUGAGUGUGGUGAAAAUGAUGACCCCUGCAAGAUCCAGCUGCCAGUUGAACCCCGACUUACCAUGAUGGAUGGGUCCAGGCGAGUCAUGCCUACAAAUGGAGGUCUUCGUUACUAUGAUGAAACAAAACCUAUUCGUGACCCAGCGGUACUGAACAGUGUUCUUACAACUGAUGGAGUCUACGCCAGACUUGUCAUCAGCGUCAACGGAACAUUCCCUGGUCCAGAGCUCAUCAUGGAAGAUCAGAAUGUUGAGUUGUCGGUAACCAACGAGCUCCACACAGAUAGUAUCACGGUCCACUUGCAUGGCAUACAUCAGAGGAAAACUCCCUGGAUGGACGGGGUGGCCUACAUUACCCAGUGCCCUAUUCUGCCUGGGUCAACAUUCACUUACAAGUUCAAGGCUUCACCAGCUGGUACACACUGGUAUCACGCUCAUAUUGGGGAUCAAAGAAGCAUGGGGCUCUAUGGUCCUCUGAUUGUCAAGAAGCGAGAGUUGCAACCAAAUAUUAUCGACAAACACAUCAUCAUUAUCCAGGACUGGAACCAUGACAUGGAUCCAGAAACAGCCUACCAGAAAAUGAUACAUGGUAUUUAUAAUUGUGAUGAAAAGUCGACAAUUUGUGAAAGGUAUAAAGAAACACAAACUCUUGAUGGAGCGCUGUUUAGCCGAUUUGAAUUGCAUAGUGGACUGAUCAAUGGGAGAGGUCGAUACCAUUAUGGAUCUGGUCCACAGGAACAUAAUGGGGCACCUCUUACAAGAUUUGAAGUAGUUGCAAAUGAGACAUAUCGCUUUAGAGUGAUCAGUGCAGCAACUCUCUAUCCCUUCCGAGUCUAUGUGGCUGGUCAUCCCAUCACUAUAAUUGCUUCUGAUGGAAGAGGUCUGAAACCUAUGCCCGUGGACUCCUUUGUUAUUCAGACUGGUGAGCGGUAUGACUUCUACUUGGAAACUAAUCAAGAAAUAGGAGAUUACAUGAUUGUGGCAGAGUCUUUGGAGGUCAACAAAACCAGCAUGCAUAUUGCAGAGGCUAUUCUUAGCUAUGUACGUGAUGUAAAUGACUCAAGUAACAAUGCACUGAUAUCAAAUGAGAGAACAUGCAGUGCGAUUCAGCCAUGUCUAAUAUUUAACUGUCCAUAUAGAUACUACCCUGCAGGGCAAUAUCGCAACUGCACCACAUACAACUACGCUUCUGGGACGGAAGACGACAAGGAUAGAGAUGAAAUCCUGAAGGCGAAACAGGUCAAACAGUUCUUCCUGAACUUCGCCUUUCCCGGAGAACCAGGAAACACUCCUGGGUCUGUAAAUGGGCGACAGUUUGUAUCCCCUAAAGUAUCAGCGUUAACUCAACCUUCCAGAGUCCAUUCUGCGUGUUCAGACCUUGGAGACAAAUGUGGGGCUGACAAAAUAUGUAGCUGCAUGUAUACUAUAGAUAUCAGUGAAGGUGAUAUCGUGGAGCUGAUCUUCUUUAACAUGGGUAAGGGCAGAGGUUGGUCUCAUCCGAUUCACAUUCAUGGUCAUUCAGUCUACGUCUUGGCGUACGGGUUCCCUCAGUAUGAUACAACCACUGGAAAGUAUCUGGCGGACAAUGACAAUGUUGAGUGUGAGGACGACUACUGCAAUGUUGCUAAAUGGAGAGGGAGACAGAAGAGACAAAUAUACUCUCAACAGUCCUCAACAAAGCGUAUCCCUCCCCUGAAGGACACAAUGAUUGUCCCAAGUGGAGGCUACGUCAUUACACGAUUCAAGGCUGACAACCCUGGUGUCUGGUUUCUCCACUGCCACAUUGACCUCCAUAACACUAACGGAAUGGCCAUGGCUGUCAAUGAAUCCUUCUCCAAACAUCCCAAGCCUCCUCAAGGAUUCCCUGUCUGUGGUGAUUACACAGAUUUCAAACUGCCACCAGUGUCUGGAGCCAAAGCUUCGCGUCUUUCACUCAAGACGGUAAUUGCGCUGCUUCUGCUGUCACUUGACAAGGUGGUACCGGGUACCAUGGGGUAACUGAUGAAAUUCACCUUCGCCAUCAGAUGUUUAUAGAUUAGUCUUCAGCUUUUCCCCCGUGUUUUACAUAAUAUUUUUUCAAGUCAAAUGUGUAUGUAAUUACUAUUUGCAAAUCAUGUCAACGAUCAACAAUUCAUUCAGAAGUGUCACGUCUCAAAACGAACAAUGUGCUGUUUAGUUAUUGUUUAUUAAAUAUUUGUACAUAUAUAAGUACAAGAAAGAAAAUGUAUAGCUUUCUAAGUGAAGCCUUGAAGGUAAAAUUCAAGAUUGAUACACAUACAAAAGAAUUCACAUACAGAUUUGUUUUCAAACCCUUUUUACUGAAUAAUUCUAAGUUGGGUAGUGAAGUGAACCUUUCCAAAACAGCCCCAAUAUUAGUUUUAUGAGCUUUGGUCAAGUGAAGUUAUUUAUGUUGAACCUAUUAAGAUAUACAUGUAUCAUUACCUUCACACCUUCACAAGAUUACGAUACAAUCCAGCAAUGAUUCAGAAUAUCAUAAGGGGCGGUCGGGUAGCCUAGUGGUUAAAGCGUUCGCUCGUCACGCCGAAGACCCGGGUUCGAUUCCCGACAUGGGUACAAUGUGUGAAGCCCUUUUCUGGUGUCCCCCGCCGUGAUAUUGCUGGAAUAUUGCUAAAAGCGGCGUAAAACCAUACUCACUCACUCACUCACUCACUCACUCAGAAUAUCAUAUUCACAUUCACUGUUAGUUACUACCACGUCGGGAUUCCGCGCUAGAAUUGGUCCUCAGCAACCUAUGCUUAUCAUAAAGGACUGAAUGGAUUGGGCGAUCAUGCUGGUGACCUUGUUGAUUGUUUCCUGGCGGUUAUGGACCUCGGUUUCUCUUAAUCUCAAGCAAAAUACAAACAAAUGAAACAAAAUCAUGUUGGCCUAUUUACAUGUCUGCCAUCCCUUUUGGAAUAAAUGCUGCCAAUCCGUA
This is a messenger RNA of Haliotis rufescens (red abalone), 3073 nucleotides long. Its product is annotated as laccase-2-like. The record is from RefSeq and is a predicted model, not a curated record. Gene Ontology annotation, molecular function: oxidoreductase activity; copper ion binding. The transcript is spliced from 3 exons. Gene Ontology annotation, cellular component: plasma membrane. Bases 82 to 2136 code for a protein of 684 amino acids. Gene Ontology annotation, biological process: iron ion transport. NCBI's taxonomy places the organism in Eukaryota, Metazoa, Mollusca, Gastropoda, Lepetellida, Haliotidae.